AUGCCAUCAUCAACAACCUUGUCGACGAGUCAAAAACUCCACUUGUUUCCCUCUUGGCCUCCUCAUUUCAUCUCUUCUUCUGAGAAUGGCCACCCCAGUGAACAACAAGAACCCUUCCAUGAUGAUGCAUCAUGUUCAUCACAAAUGGAAGAAGAGAGAAAUCCAGAAAUGGAGCCAAUUUCCGCCACUUCUACUUUUAUUUCAACAAGAUCAUCCUCGUUGCCUCUUCUUUCAACAUCUUUGAAUGGUUGUUCUUCUUCUUCCAUCCAUUGCAAUAACAAUACCAACAAUACCAACAACAAGAACACAAUGAACCAAAUGAAUAAUGACACCACUAGUUUCAGCAUUCAAGUAUUGAGUAUUCAACCAGAUGUCUCUUCCAUUCCCAACACUCCUUCUUUGAGUAGUAGUAGCAAUAGCAGUAGAAGUAGUAGUGGUGGUCCUCCUCUCUAUGGACGAACCUUCCAUUCCUCAUCGUCAUCAUCAGACUCACAUUUAUCUUCUUCUUCUACUUUGGGUACUGUUUCUUCUUCCUCCCAUCUUCCACAUGAUUCCUCGUCAUCAUCUUCUUUCGACUAUUGCAGCAGCACCACGAGUUGUAGUAGUACUAGUAGUACUACCAGUAUUAGCAAUAGUUGCAAUUACACUCAGCAGGAACCACUUCUCAUCAUGCUUCAACAAGAACAACAACCAUCCAUCUCCUCAUGGUUGUCCUCCUCCUCUUCUUCUUCUUCUUUUCUCUCGAAAAUGUUCCACAAACACAAAUACACCCUUCUCUAUCCAUUAUUACGUUUCAUCCUUGCCUUUACCUUCUUUUUCUCUUCAUCCUUUCUGACACGUUUCAUCACUAUGCAUUCUCUCGUUCCUGCUGUCGAUUUGUCUCAGAGGCCUCUUCAUGAUGUCCUUCUCGAUCGCAUUCAGACAGCAUUCCCUGAGGCAUUCAAAAUCACGGAAACCAUGACGGUCGUGAUGGCCCUUUUGAUGGUCCUCUUGUCCUUCUUUAAUCGAACCCAUCGAUUCAAUAUUGUGGUUCGAUUCAUUGUGUUGGAUGGAAUCUUGUUGUUGCUUAGGCUGAUGACCAUGUCGAGUACCAUGUUGAGUAUUCCAAAUCCACAUGAUAUUUCUCGAUGCUAUUCCUUGCAGCAAAUGACAACGUUUGAGCGAUUGUUUGGAACUUCAAAGAGAGGUUCUUCUUCUUCACAUUAUUCUCAAUCCAUGGAUGGAAGUAGUAGUAGUAGUCGUGGAAGUAGUAGUACUCAUGCGUUACAAAUGCUCUCUUCUAUAAUGACUUCAAUGAUGCAAGAAGGAAGAAAUGGAAUGGAAGGUUUUCUCAUUCAUUCAUCUUCUUCACAACAACAACAACAACAUCACCACCACUCACACUCAGCAGCAGCAGUAACAACAUCCUCCUCCUCAAAUGAUCAGAAAGCUCUACUUGGUUACACUUGUGGAGAUUACAUGUUUUCAGGACAUACCUGUGCCUUGACAUUGUGUACCUUUUUUGUUUUAUAUUAUUCAUCGGUGAAGUAUUUUCAUCCUUGGUCGUCUUCUUCUUCUUCCUUGAAUGGUCGAAAUCAGAAUCAUCACUCAUCAGCAACAUCAUGGUCUCCCUUCUCUUCAACAACAACUAGAUCCUCCAAAAUGGCAAGAAAGAUUUGGGUUUGGAUGAGAAGAGUGUUGGUGGUGGUGUUGCUUUCAAGUUGUGCUUUGGGUUUGUUUUGCAUUGUGUGGUCCAAGGAACAUUAUACGGCCGAUGUGGUGGUGGCAUGCAUCAUUACAGUGCUGCUAUGUAUGGUGUAUCAUUAUCAAUUGCAUUUGUAUUGUGAAGAAAAAGAACGAAGAAGAAUGAAUGUUGUCAUGGGUUUCACACGAGACCAAGAACAACAGCAAGAACUAAAUGAUUUCACACGUGAUCAAGAAGAACAACAAAUGGAUGGACAAGAAAAAGUUGUAUCUCGUUCUGUUUCAGCUUCUUCAUUCUAUGCAGAAGAACAAGUGGAUCAACCUUUGAGAAUGAAUGAACGUCCACACAUGUAUCCACUUUCUGGUGCAAGUUCGUCGUCCAUGAAUGAAUUUUCUUUUAAAUUCUUUUCAUGGUUUGAAUUCGAUAUGGAACAUCAAGAUCUUUUGAAGAGUAAUGAGUUUGAUUUGAAACCCUUCGAAUGGAUUGCUUCGAGUUGGACCUAUGUGCAACGAAAGCUGUUUAGAGGAAUUAUUCCACAUGAUGAAGAAAGUGACUAG
This is a messenger RNA of Naegleria fowleri, 2241 nucleotides long. RefSeq lists its product as uncharacterized. Gene Ontology annotation, molecular function: ceramide cholinephosphotransferase activity; sphingomyelin synthase activity. Gene Ontology annotation, biological process: ceramide biosynthetic process. Lineage: Eukaryota; Heterolobosea; Eutetramitea; Acrasida; Naegleriidae. The record is from RefSeq and is a predicted model, not a curated record. Gene Ontology annotation, cellular component: Golgi membrane; endoplasmic reticulum membrane. Bases 1 to 2241 code for a protein of 746 amino acids. The transcript has a single exon.